This is a messenger RNA of Eimeria maxima, 954 nucleotides long. RefSeq lists its product as hypothetical. Gene Ontology annotation, molecular function: ubiquitin binding. The transcript has 7 exons. The record is from RefSeq and is a predicted model, not a curated record. Bases 1 to 954 code for a protein of 317 amino acids. Lineage: Eukaryota; Apicomplexa; Conoidasida; Eucoccidiorida; Eimeriidae.
AUGCAGCGCGUAAGAGCAAACGAGUUGAGAAGGCGCGACGUGGGAAGCGGUCGCGAGCCCACCCCUUCAGACACAAGGGAGCCGGAAUCCCAGCAAGAGGCGCCUCCAGGGGACUUCCAGGGAGGGGCCCAUGACGCGCAGGGGAGUCAUGGAGAAGGCAACGGGAGGCGUCUUGGAUUAGGGAAGGUGUUCGACGUGAUUGUUUCUCUGUGGAUUUUCUGUAGAGGCUCGCUGAGUGCCUUAGGAACUAUAGUUAAGAGAUUUGUGUUUGCUACUCAAGGCGUGCUGAUUCGCGCUCUGUCAACUCCAACCUUCUCCGAUAUGUACGAAGCAAAAUACGGAGAUAAGCAUCCCCCGUUCUUUCCAGGCUCUUUUAGAGACGCGUUUAGUGAGGCGCGAGUUAUUCAGAAACCCUUGGUUGUCUAUUUGCAUGAGGAGGGGCCCUCGGCGGACGUGGCCUGCCGUGAGGCCCUUGGCAGUGCGCUCUUCAUUGAACUCCUGGCUUUGCAGGGGACAUGGGGAGAAGCUGAGGCGGCGUCGCAUGCAGUUGGGGCAUUAGAUCGCCUCGAGGAGCUGCAGCAGGAAUGCGCCGAGAAGCAAGAGGCGCUUCGGCAGACGCAAAUACUGCGCCGUGAACAAGAAGCUGCGUUUGAGGAGAUUCAACGCCAAGAAUCCCUGAGAAUGUCUAUUCAGAGGGAAGAAAGGAUACAGCGGGAAAGGGAGCUGCAGCGGCGGCAGCAAGAAGCUCGAAGGUUGGCUCAGAAGCGGGAGAAGCGGCAGCAACAGCUGCAGCAGCAGAAGCAACGACGAACCGCCGCAGCAGCAGACUUCAAAGCCCAAGACACGGAGUGCAACAAACUGCCUCCGGAAGAAAGGACAACAGUAAGAAACAAUGGCGAUCUCCAGUUGCAGGAGCAGAAGCAGACACAGGAACAGAAUAAGCGACAGCAUUGA